UCUGUGCAGCUUGCAGAAUUGUACUUUGAUGUAGCUCCUAUGCGCACAUUUCAAGCCUGAAUGAUUUCUUGGAAUUAUUCCUGAUAUUUGUCUUUUUUACACCAAAUGGCCACGAAUAAGGAUGCAGUUAUUCAGAAAAAAACGAGAAAAGACUUCAUCCCUUACUUUUUGGGGUUUGUCCUGUUUUUGUACUGCACCGUUCAUCUGGUGUCAUACACAGCAAAUGCACCUGACUGGAGCCGCACAAACAGGGUGCGCAGGGCACUUGAGAAUGAGACGGAGUGCAUCGCGCCUCAGUCGUCCGAGUUCCCUGAUGGCUUCUUCACCUUGCAGGAGAGGAAAGAUGGAGGUCUUGCCAUCUACUUCAUGAUCAUCUUCUACAUGCUCUUGGCUGUGGCCAUUGUCUGUGACGACUACUUCCUGCCAUCCUUAGAAGUCAUCAGUGACCGCCUGGGACUGUCUCAAGAUGUCGCCGGAGCUACAUUCAUGGCAGCUGGGAGUUCUGCACCUGAGCUGGUGACAGCCUUUCUGGGUGUGUUUGUGACAAAGGGGGACAUUGGGGUCAGCACGAUAGUGGGUUCAGCUGUCUACAACCUCUUGGGCAUCUGUGCUGCAUGUGGAAUCUUGGCCCCUAUGGCAGGACGUCUCACCUGCUGGCCAUUGUUCAGGGACUCCUUGGCGUACGGUAUCAGUGUUGCGGCCGUAAUUGCUAUCAUUUCUGAUAACAAGGUGUACUGGUACGACGCCGCCUUUCUCAUUUUGGUCUACUGCGUCUACAUCAUCAUUCUGUGCUUUGACAUCCGCAUCAGUGAGUUUGUCCUGAGCAGAAUCAGCCCCUGCUGCGCCUGUCUGGGUAAAGUCCCAGAGGAGAAAAGUGAAACAAGACCUCUGAUUGGCUGGCAGAGUGAAACCAACCUGAGGGUCUACAGUCACUCCAGGACAGACAGUGGAAUCUUCCAGGAUGAUUCAGAAUACUCCCAUCUCUCUCUCAGCUUGCAUGGCCUCAAUGAAAUCCCCGAUGAACACAAAAGUGUGUUUGCUGUGCCGGAGAGCGACUGGAAAAGGAUCCUGUGGGUGUUGGCUUUACCCAUCAUCACCCUGCUUUUCCUGACCGUCCCCGACUGCCGAAGACAAUGGUGGAAGCAAUGGUUCGCCAUCACCUUCAUCAUGUCUGCAAUCUGGAUUUCCAGUUUCACAUACAUCCUGGUGUGGAUGGUCACUGUUGUUGGUGAGACACUUGGCAUCCCUGAUACAGUGAUGGGACUCACUCUCCUUGCAGCUGGUACAAGUAUUCCAGAUACUGUAGCCAGUGUUAUUGUGGCCAGAGAAGGGAAAGCUGACAUGGCCAUGUCCAACAUUGUGGGUUCUAACGUAUUUGACAUGCUGUGCCUUGGUUUACCAUGGUUCAUCAAGACUGCAUUCAUGGACACCGCCAACCCUGUGGAGGUCAACAGCACUGGCCUGGUCUUCAUUUCUUCAACACUCCUUUUUUCAAUCGUCUUCCUUUUUGUGGCAGUGCAUGUGAAUGGCUGGAAACUGGACUGGAAACUGGGGCUCAGUUCCUUCAUCUGUUACAUUCUUUUUGCUACGCUUUCUAUCCUGUACGAGUUGGGGAUUAUUGGUAAUAAUCCUGUAAGGCUGUGCAGUGACUGAGAUCUGACCCUCCGAUGACCAAAUGCAUGUUUACAGAGAUUCACGCUCACAAUUAAAUCUACAGAGCCAAGAAGGAUGGGCCGCUCACAUCUUUGGAAAAGGGAGAGGUCAACGUACCAAAGAUGUUGAUGUUGAGGUGUGAACUCCCUUAAAACCACAAAGGUUAUCACAAUGCACGCAUUUCCCUUCUCCAGUUAGCUCGGAAAUGUCUUAUUUAUAUCUUCCAAUAUGCGAAAACUGUUGUGACUGGAGUCACCACUCAAACCACAGAGAAUAAACAAGAUGUUGACUGGC
Nerophis ophidion (straightnose pipefish) is the source of this 1947-nucleotide messenger RNA. It is a transcript of the gene slc24a5, whose product is annotated as solute carrier family 24 member 5. The transcript is spliced from 9 exons. Gene Ontology annotation, biological process: melanocyte differentiation; calcium ion transmembrane transport; intracellular calcium ion homeostasis. The record is from RefSeq and is a predicted model, not a curated record. NCBI's taxonomy places the organism in Eukaryota, Metazoa, Chordata, Actinopteri, Syngnathiformes, Syngnathidae. Bases 106 to 1653 code for a protein of 515 amino acids. Gene Ontology annotation, molecular function: calcium, potassium:sodium antiporter activity; calcium channel activity. Gene Ontology annotation, cellular component: membrane.